Molecule: messenger RNA, 4894 nt
Organism: Notolabrus celidotus (New Zealand spotty)
Lineage: Eukaryota; Metazoa; Chordata; Actinopteri; Labriformes; Labridae
Product: inactive ubiquitin carboxyl-terminal hydrolase 53
Exons: 17
Coding region: 1033-4170 (1045 amino acids)
Biological process (GO): protein deubiquitination; response to auditory stimulus; sensory perception of sound
Cellular component (GO): cell-cell junction
Molecular function (GO): cysteine-type deubiquitinase activity
Source: RefSeq, a predicted model, not a curated record
GAGAGUUGGCGCUCUGCAAAUGUUGGAGUGUGUGUCUGCGCGCCUCUGUGUGUGCGCUCUCGCUGGAGCUGUGGCAGCGGUGUACAGUAGCAUGGCAGACUGCAGUAAAUACACAGUUGAAGAGGCGGGGUUUGACAUCUCAGCUCUGAAAACAUCUCUAAUCCAGUAUUUCAGGUGCCGAAGUCGACCGAGCGACCAUUGCUCACUACCGCCGCGCGUGAGCGAACUGCGGCAGAAACGCACACCUCGUUAAACAAAACGGAAUACAUCGCAAGUGGACGGAGACCGGCUGCUUGGGGUCCGGGUGGGAUUUCAAAGAAACAAAGAAACACAACUACACCCUGAGUGAGGGAAGUUUCAGCGGCGGCUCCGACAACACUUUGUUCCUGGUUGGUGUUGUAGUUUCCGACGUCUGUUUCUGUCCCUGAAGUAGAUUUUAACAAGCGACUCCAACAACGACUCCUCAGCACCUCCCCCCGAAACUCAACACAAAUACUUCAACUCUUCUCCCCACAGGAGGAUAUUACAGCACUCGGAGUUAUUAUUGUCUGCAAGCUUUCUGCCCCUCCUGGAAAAGUCUUUACAAUGGAUGAACGUCUCAAAGUGGCGUUUGACUGCAGCUGAAUUUCUUAUUUCAUCAGGACCAUGUGGCGACAUUUGCUCACAGGGGUCUGUGUUCCCUUCUGAAGAUGUUGUGAAGCCGAGCCUUCAAGACCAAAGGAUGACAGAGGCGUGCUACUUCGAAACCAAAUCACAUUUUAUCACAAGUGUCAGAACGCUGAUCAUCAAAGGCUCCCCCAUACAAAGACUUGGAUUGUAACUUCUUUUUUUUUGUGUUAGCUUUUAAUUCUUUUUUUGAGAAGCAGAUUGAAUAUAAGGAGCUUCUACAUGUGCUGCAGAAAUGGACUAGAAGCCCAUGUGUAGCAGGGCAGCUGCUGCAGCUCGUGGAAUUACUUAGCCCCCAUCUCCCUCAUCCCCCUUCCUGUCGUCUUCUGACUAACCCACCUGUCCAAAAGCAGACCCCACUAUCCAAUGGCAUGGGUCAAGUUCUUCAGGAAGCCGGGGGGCAAUCUGGGGAAAUCAUACCAGCCGGGGAGCAUGCUGUCUCUGGCCCCCACCAAAGGACUGCUGAACGAGCCGGGCCAGAACAGCUGCUUCCUCAACAGCGCAGUGCAGGUACUAUGGCAGCUGGACAUCUUCAGACGCAGCUUGAGGCAGCUACCUGGACACUUCUGUCUGGGAGAAUCCUGCAUCUUCUGUGCAUUGAAGGGAAUUUUCUCCCAGUUCCAGCACAGUCGGGAGCGCGCCCUGCCCUCCGACAACCUGCGUGUCGCCUUGGCAGAGACCUUUAAGGACGAGCAGCGCUUCCAGCUGGGCUUCAUGGAUGACGCCGCAGAAUGCUUUGAGAACAUUCUGGAGAGGAUCCAUCUGCACAUUGUGCCGGAGGAGACAGACGCCUGCACUUCAAAGUCUUGCAUCACGCAUCAGAAGUUUGCUAUGACGCUUUAUGAGCAGUCUGUGUGUCGUAGCUGUGGGGCAUCCUCUGACCCACUGCCGUUUACAGAGCUGGUGCAUUAUGUCUCCACCCUCGCACUCUGUCAACAGAUGCUUCAUCGCAAGAGCGAGUCUUUUGGGGAACUGUUACAAGCUGCAAGUACGAUAGGAGACCUUCGUAACUGUCCAAGCGACUGCGGCCAGAGGAUAAGGAUGAGACGGGUCCUCAUGAACUCCCCUGAGAUAGUUACCAUCGGCUUCGUCUGGGACUCCGACCAGUCAGACCUCACAGAGGAUGUUAUCAGAUCACUGGGGCCUCAUCUAAGUCUUUCUGCACUCUUCUACAGGGUGACAGAUGAGCAUGCCAAAAAGGGAGAGCUGCUCCUCGUGGGAAUGAUCUGCUACUACAGCCACCACUACUGUGCCUUCGCCUUCCACACCAAGUCUUCCAAAUGGGUCUUCUUUGACGAUGCCACGGUGAAAGAGAUCGGCUCCAGGUGGAAAGAUGUGGUCAGCAAAUGUAUCAAAGGUCACUUCCAGCCUCUCCUCCUCUUUUACUCCAACCCUGACGGGAGCGCAAUCACCUCUGAUGAUGCCUCAAGACAAAACAACACCCAGUCUCACUACAAGACGCCUGUGAAUGGAGACAUACAAGGUUUUGAUUCUCCAGUCAUAACUCCAAAGAAAUUGGACCUCACCAGGGAGAAUCUGAAUGCUUUUCUGGAGCAGGGCUCUUUCAAACAGCAAAGUCCUUCAAACUUCAGCAGGGGCAGCGCUCAGACCAGUGCAGGACGGGGACCAGUGAAAAUGGGCGAUCCCAAGAGUCGCCUCAGGGACAUUUCUCGAGAAGUCGCCCAGAAAGCAGGAGAGGUGCGCGGGAUGCAUCCAUCCAGAAGAGACCCUGAUCGGAGCGGUCAACGGAGGCCGGAGUCACGCUACAGAGAUCCAGGCCAUGACAGGACCUACUCCCGCUCCGUCUCCCCUCCAGAGAACGGCUUCAGACAACACCUUGAAACCCGCCUGUACAGCAGCCAAGGAAAGGGUCCCACUCGGACUGAGAGAACGCCCCAUCUCGGUGGACGGUCCUCACACGAGCCCGCUCGCUCUCACUCGAGGGUUCAAGUGCUGCCCAAUGUGCCCAGUAGCAGCAGUGGGCAUCACAGCCGGAGGCUGGAGCAGCCCUCCAAUGGAUACGACACCGACAGCAGCCAGGACUCACGAGAGCGUACUGGAAGCGGAGGGAAUGGCCGCAGCAGGGCCAGCCGCCCCUGGAAGCCCAUGCGAGAGGCACUAAAUGUGGACAGUGUUAUAAGCAGCAGUGGUGGGAAUUCAGUGAAUCAAGAGCGAAGACAGCACAGCCCACGGAGGAGACCCAGCAGUCAGUCGCCAUCCCGUGACCGAGAGCGGGACAGAGAUUAUACCUGGGGAGGACGAGAAGAGCGCAAACCCAAGAACCUGAUGACAAUUUACGAGGACGAGCAGAGGCAUGAAACUGGAGGCAGCAGAAGCUCGCUGGACUCAGACAGCCGGGGCGGCUACAGUGACAAGGACAGGUCAAAGGGCUCAGCAACUCUAAAAGUGCGGAAUGACAACUGGAAGAUCCAGAGGACUGAAUCUGGAUAUGAAAGCAGCGAUAGGCUGAGCAACGGCUCAGCAAACCUGGACUCUCCUGUUGUGGAGAACCUGUCCUCCAAGGACCUGCGGCCCAUUCCUGAGCUGCAUCUAACGAGGGAUCACUUCCCUCAGAGAAAAAAUGAUGAUUUGAAGGCUGACGUCUUGCACUCUGCAUUUUCCACUGGUGAACUAGGACGGACAUCACCAGAUCUACAAGAUGAACACAUGCUAUCUGGUCAACCAAUACACAGAAGAAGAGCCUUCAGAUACACUCCUGGGAUCUUUGAAAAGAACGACGGCUUGGACAGCGAGCAAGAGGAUAAUGUGGAUGGCAGCCCUGUGAGUCCUGUCCCCCCGUACUUAGCAAAGACCAGCAGUUCAGAGUGGAACAGCUCCGAUGACCUCGCCGGACCUUUCUCUGAACAAGAAGAGACUGGCACUGCCGCCCUAAAUGACCCUUUCUCGCACAACUACCCCCCACCUUUACCUCCAAAGACCUUUGGCAGCAGUCACACUGACCCAUCUGGCGUCCACUCACAUCCGCCGGAGGUACCAGCACGACUGAGCCCCCGCCAUGAACCCAAAAACGGCCUGUCCCCGCUCUCGCACACCACCUUGCGUCGGUGGAUCGAGACGCCUGCCGAGCAGAGGCUUUCAUCAGACGCCAGCUCCAAGUCAGGGUCGUCAGACCAGGACCGGAAUGAUCUGUCGGCUAGCGAAAGCGAUGAGAGGUUACCAAGUCCGUACCCAGGACGCGAAGACGGUACAGACUCCCCCAGUCUCUCAGAUAUGGCUCUUCCCACCACAUAUUUCUCUGUGGAUAACUGUAUGACAGACACUUACCGAGCUAAAUACCAUAAAAGACCUGCUCAGUAUAUGAAAGCAGAGGACCACACGUCAUCAGGGGAGAGCGAUUUAGAAGUGAAGGGGCUUCCUUUGCCAGAUGUUCAGCCACCAGAGCCUUCCAAAACGAGAGCAGAACCAGGCUACUCAACUACGAAGACAACUGCUAAGUGGAAUCCAAUAACUCCAAAAGGACUCGAUGAGCAUGGUUUCCUCUGAUUUUAGCUGAAGCAUCAACACGAUCCAGCAACUGGAUGCCCAAAGGACUUUUCCUGCACUACGACUGCUACACUUCUAACUGGGAUGUGAAUUUGCUUCGUCAGAACAGAAAAGUUGGACCUGAAACUGGAUGCCAAAGAAAUUGUAAAAAAGGAAGUCUGGUGUCCUGAAUAGCUAUCUUGCUGUUUCAGUAUGAAGUACUAAAAAGCUUUGAAUGAAAAGUGAAUUUGCACAGUAGAAAGCACCAAAAAAGGUACAGAGACAGAAAUAUGCCUAACACAUUUUGCUGGUGAUCAUGUUAGCUUAGAAGCAAAGGGUUUGGUUCCUAAAGAAUGUGUCACAAAAAGCCACUUUAUCACACAAGAGAUUAUAUAACAUGAAAUAAUAACCACUUUAUUGCAGUUCUCCUUCGUCUCACUCCGUGGAAGCGUUUCUGUCUUUUGUUUCUUCACCACUCCCAUGUCAGUGUUAUUGGAUGUCAGUCCCUGUUUUCUUAUUUUUGGACACAAUAUUCCUACCUUUUUAGAUGCUUUGGAUAGUUCUUCAAUCAGAUCAUGGGUUUUCUUUUCAACAAUUUGGACACUCUUUUGGCACAUCUUAAAAAAUGGAUCCCAAGGAUCUGUGAAUGUGAAUGUAAUGCCCACGUAUGUAGGUCUCCAUCAAAUUAGACCCAAUCACUUGUCGGUAAGACAUUCAAACUGAAGACCUCAGAUUCUUGUUGGUA